AUGGACGACGAGGAUAUCAAGAUCGCGAGCGUUCCCAAGAAGCCGAUUUUCUUUGGAAGCCUCGAGUUUGCCGAGAAGCAGCGGCUCGAGAAGCUGAAGAAGCAGGCUGCCACGUUCGCCGCGACAGGCGUGGUGGGUGCCGACGAUUCGGAUAACGACGGGGACAAGGAAGGGGAGAAGGAGGAGGAGAAGGAGGAAAAGUCGGGAGAUGGUGAGGGGGAGGACGAGGAGGAUGAGGAUGAGGAAGAGGAGGAUGAAGAAGAGGGAGGAGAAGGAGGGGUUAAGGGUGAGGGAGUCGAGUACGAGCUUUCGGAGACCGGCAAACGCGCGAAGGAGCGUCAGGAGCAGAUGCUUAAAGAGCUCGAGAUGAAGCGACGCGCGCGCGCGCUCGCGGUGCCUACUAGCGACACGGCGGUGCGGUUGCGGCUCCGCGCGAUCGGAGAGCCAAUCACGCUCUUCGGCGAGCGCGAAAUGGAGCGGCGCGACCGACUUAGGUCGUUCAUGGCUAACUUAGACGCCGAGGGGCGGCUCGACGAGCUUUACGAAGCGAUCGAGCGGCAAAUGCGGGAGAGCGGGGAGGGCGGCGCGGAGGUUCUAGAAACGGAGGAGGUGCCUCAAGCGGAGUUGUUUUAUACCGAGGGAAGCAAGGAGCUGCUACUGGCGCGGCAGGAGAUUGCGGUGUUUUCGCUGCCCCGGGCAGGUGAAAGAAUUCGGCGCGCGAAGCGGCGGCGCGAGGAUCCCGAUGAGGACGAGGAGGCGGAGGCGAAGGAGUUGAUUGGCGCUGUGCAGGGAAUGAGCAUGCAGGUAUCAGAGAUAGGCGACGAGCGCCCCAUCUCCGCCUGCGCCCUCUCCCCCGACGCCUCUCUUGUUGCCACGUCAGGGUGGAGCGGCGCCUGCCGCCUCUGGUCGCUGCCAGCUGUGCGGGCGGCGGGCGCCCUGCGCGGCCACUCAGAGCGCACCACGUGUGUGGCCUGGCACCCCCACGCGCUCUCCUCGCUCCCCGCCUCCGGGCCCAACCUUGCCACGGCCGGUGCUGACAAGUGCGCCCUGCUCUGGCCUCUCCCUUGGGCAGCAUCAAACCCACCCGACGCCAACGGCCAAUCCGACAACAACCUGGACUUUUCCUCGCGCCCCGCACCUCCUUCCUCCUCCUCCGCCCCCUCCCUCUCCACCCCUCUCCUCCGCCUCUCCGGCCACUUAGACCGAAUCGCGCGAGUGGCGUUCCACCCCUCGGGAAGGUUCCUGGCAAGUACGAGCUUCGACAAGACGUGGCGGCUGUGGGAUGUGGAGCGGGGGGGAGUGGAGCUGCUGCUGCAGGAGGGGCACAGCCGGGCGGUGUACGGCGUCUCUUUCCAAAAGGACGGCGCGCUCGUGGCCACGUGCGGGCUGGACGCGCUGUGUCGAGUGUGGGAUCUGAGAACAGGGAGGAGCAUCUUGGCACUGGAAGGGCAUGUGAAGCCGCCACGGGAGGGGAGGACCACAUGUGUCCCCGUGGGACCCUCUAACCUCACCCCUGCACCGCCCACAUCCGUCUCUCUCUCCCUGACCAACUUCCAAUCCCUGUCCUCCCCUCCCUUUCAGCUCCUAGCAUGCGAUUUCUCCCCCAACGGAUACCAUCUAGCCACGGGAGGGGAGGACCACACAUGCCGCGUGUGGGACCUGCGGCGAUGCAGGAAGGGUGCAGGAGGGGGAGGAGGAGCGGGGGCGGCGGAGGGGAGUGGGGGCAGCCUGUAUGUGAUCCCUGCUCACACGCGGCUGGUGUCGGUGGUGCGGUAUGAACCGAGAGAAGGGUUGCUGCUGCUCACUGCUGGCUAUGAUAACACCGCCAAGGUGUGGUCGGGGCGGGAUUUCAAGCCCGUGAAGGUGCUGGCAGGGCACGAAGGCAAGGUCAUGGGUGCUGAUGUGGCAGCAGAUGGACAAUGCAUCGUCACGGCGUCAUAUGAUCGGACUAUCAAACUAUGGGGUAAUGAUGAUGCUGGGGCUAUGACCAUGAUGCAAUGA
This is a messenger RNA of Closterium sp. Naga37s-1, 2001 nucleotides long. Lineage: Eukaryota; Viridiplantae; Streptophyta; Zygnematophyceae; Desmidiales; Closteriaceae. The record is from the annotation of a GenBank genome assembly.